Messenger RNA from Polypterus senegalus (gray bichir), 2133 nucleotides. RefSeq names its product G-protein coupled receptor family C group 6 member A-like. The record is from RefSeq and is a predicted model, not a curated record. Gene Ontology annotation, biological process: G protein-coupled receptor signaling pathway. The transcript is spliced from 5 exons. Bases 1 to 2133 code for a protein of 710 amino acids. NCBI's taxonomy places the organism in Eukaryota, Metazoa, Chordata, Cladistia, Polypteriformes, Polypteridae. Gene Ontology annotation, molecular function: G protein-coupled receptor activity. Gene Ontology annotation, cellular component: membrane.
AUGUCGCCUAGCGAGGCCAUGCCGGGGACGUUUCCCCAGACAGACAGGACCUGGGAGGUUAGCUACUCAGCAACUAGCGUGGUUCUAAGUGAUAAAUCCAUAUAUCCAUCUUUUCUACGUACAACACCUAGUGACCUGCACCAGACUAAUGCUAUGGCUAAGCUUGCCUCCACAUUACAUUGGACUAGUAUUGGUGCAAUAGGAAGUAAUGAUGAGUACGGUUAUUAUGGAACAGAGGAGUUUAUUGUUCAGGCGGCAAAAUAUAAUUUGUGCAUUUCCUUUAAAAAAAUUAUUCAAGCAUUGAUGUUCCGUAAGGAUGUUUGUGGCGACAAUUGCCUCUUUGAAAUUCUAAAAGUCAUAAAUCAGUCUGCAGCUGAAGCAGUUAUAGUGUUUACAAAGGAAGCCAAUGUCAAGAGAAUACUGGAGGGAGCCAUACAUUACAACAUAUCACAAACCUGGAUUGCCACUGAUACUUGGUCAACUUCAGUAUUGAUUGCUGGAUUACCAGGAAUUGAAAGAAUUGGAAGAAUUCUUGGUUUUGUACAAAACAGACAAGCAGUUCCAUAUUUUAGAGAGUAUGUAAGAGAUUUAUCUAAACAGAAUGUGUCAAAAAAUUGUUUUUUUAAUCAAUAUUUGAAAAACUACCCUCCCUGUGGAUACAAUGCACUAUCAAAUUUUACUUUGUCAGGGCAAUGCAGGUGGAAUGACUCUUUUGAUACUAAAAAAAACAAUUGCACACCAUCUGAUUUUCUGGAAAGUAAUAUUGAUGAAGAUUCCUCUUUUAGCAUCUAUUUGGCUGUCAAUGCAAUUGCUAGGGCUCUUGGUCCAAUAUGUAAAAACAGUAAUUGCAGUAAUGAUGACUUUCCUUCUUGGCAGUUGCUCCAAGAAUUAAAAAGGGUUAAUUUCUCUUUGAAUAAUGUAGAUGUUCAAUUUGAUAAGAAUGGAGAUUUUCUGUUAGGAUAUGACAUCAUUGGAUGGAAAUUAACCAGCCCUGCUCAAUUUGAAACUAUUGGUAUAUAUAAAACAUCAGGGGAGAUUGUCAUAUAUAAUGAAUCUCAAUGGACAUCUAAAAAUAUCACGGUAACAGCUGACAUGUGCUAUAAGGUGUGUAAACCUGGACAGAAGCUCACAGCUACUGACAGAACAUGUUGCUUUGAAUGCACAGCCUGCAGUGCUGGAUACUAUUCUUCAGGAGGAUAUGAAACUGAAUGCAAACAAUGUAAAGAAGAUGAAUAUUCAUUGAAUCAAAGCGCCAGCUGUAUCCCACGAGAAAUUGAUUUUCUAAGAUGGAAUGACACAUUUGCUGCAAUACUGAUAACGCUUAACUCUACUGGAAUGGCACUAAUUGUUUUGUUUAUUUUGGUUUUUAGUUUUCAUUUCAACACCCCUGUGAUAAAAUGUGCUGGAGGCCCCCUCUGUUUUGUCAUGCUAGCCUCACUUUUAGCCAGUUUUUUCAGUGUUUUUACUUUUGUUGGCCAGCCAACUACACUUUCCUGUCAAAUCCAGCAGCCACUUUUUGCAGUUAGCUUUACUCUCUGUAUAGCUUGCACCAUAGCAGUAAUUGUCCAAAUAUUUAUUGCCUUCACGUUUGAUAUUGAGAUGAAUUGUAAAUUACAAAAAUUUAACAAGCCUGUCCUAAUAACUAUUGGGUGUACAACUCUUCAAGCUGUGCUGUGUGUAUUGCGGAUCAAACUGGAAAAACUUGAUGCUAUCAGAGACAGUCGGACUUUUCAAGAAAAAAUACUGUAUGAAUGUAAAGCAGAGUCUGAUGUUUACUUUGGGUUGAUUCUUGGAUAUAUUGCAUUACUUGCACUGAUUUGUUUUAUUUUUGCUUUUAAAGGUAGGCAUUUGCCAGAUAUGUAUAAAAACGCCAAAUUCAUUACAAUAAGCAUGCUUAUUUCUAUUGUUGCUUGGGCAGUUUUCGUUCCCAUUCGACUAACAAUAACUGGAAAAUACCUUUCAGCUACUGAAGCUUCAACAAUUUUAGUAUGUAACUACAGUGUUUUGGUGUGUCAUUUCUGCCCAAAAGUUUAUGUCAUUCUCUUUAAUAAUGAAAUCAAUAUUGAAAAGGCAAUCUCUGAACACAUCCGCAAGCACUACGAAAAUCAGGGGGCACCUCCAGGAUCAAUGUAG